AUGUUCUUCGUGGGAAUCGCUUCGACAGUGGCAUUGCUCACCACGUUGGGUUGCCUCGUUACUAUCGCUAUUAUUGUGAACGAUAUUAAUGAUCUCAGAGAUAAUGUUCUUACUACCAUGGAUGAAUUUAAGAUUGUGGCUGACAGCACUUGGGAUAAUAUUAUCGCUCUUCACCUAAACCCCACUGGAGAAGAAAGUGCACCAGCCACGUUUGCGACCUUAUUUGGUCGCCGAAAGAAAGACACUGGUUUUCCUGAAAGCUGCAAUUGUGGACCAGUGGGAAGAAACUGCCCGCCUGGACCGCCUGGACCUCCAGGAAAGGAUGGACUACCUGGAUUGGAUGGUAUACCUGGGAAGCUUGGGCGUCCUGGAGUCAAGGGAGUAGCCCUUAGCGUCACUCAUGAUACUCCCGGAGGAUGCGUCAUAUGCCCUCCUGGACCCCCGGGUCCACCUGGCCCCAGAGGACCAUUAGGCCCUCGAGGACCAGAAGGACAUCCUGGGCCAUGCGGUCCGCCUGGAGAUGUAGGCGACAAAGGAGAAGAUGGACCGCCUGGGGAACCCGGACUUGCUGGCGAACCUGGCGUACCAGGAAAGGAUGGUUACCCAGGAGCUGAUGGAUGUCGUGGUUUACCGGGAGAACCUGGACCGCAAGGAGACGUGGGUCCUCGCGGUUAUCCUGGGCGAGAAGGAAAGCCAGGACCAAGAGGAGAAGAUGGAGCACAAGGUCCCCAAGGACCCCCUGGACCUGCUGGUAAACCUGGCAGGGAAGGAUAUUCCGGUCCAAAUGGAGGACCUGGAGAUAUGGGUUCUCCUGGGCGCGAUCAAAACUACUGUCCGUGUCCUCCAAGAAAAUCAGAUAAUUAG
Cylicocyclus nassatus is the source of this 864-nucleotide messenger RNA. The record is from the annotation of a GenBank genome assembly. Lineage: Eukaryota; Metazoa; Nematoda; Chromadorea; Rhabditida; Strongylidae.